Messenger RNA from Pyricularia pennisetigena, 300 nucleotides. RefSeq lists its product as uncharacterized. The coding region runs from base 1 to 300 and encodes 99 amino acids. The transcript has 2 exons. Lineage: Eukaryota; Fungi; Ascomycota; Sordariomycetes; Magnaporthales; Pyriculariaceae. The record is from RefSeq and is a predicted model, not a curated record.
AUGGAGGGAGACCAAGUUUCUAUUAUUGAUUGGGAUAUGGCCGGGUACUGUCCUCUGGAAUGGAUUCGUACCAAAUUUGCGAUUUGCGGAGUAAUGGUCGCCGAGCGAGUGGUCGGUAACGAGGUCGAUGGCAGUUUAUCGGUGGAAAGAAACCACGAAUAUAGGGAGAUGAUCGAGCAGAAGCUUGGGGAUAUGGGGUUUCCUGAAGUUACAAAAGCUUACAUUAAAAUGGAGAACAUGCGAGAGAAGGAAUGGAAGAAGCGACGACCUUGGCUUCAACAGCUCCUUGCCAGCGAUUAA